This is a messenger RNA of Gossypium raimondii (Peruvian cotton), 1987 nucleotides long. Its product is annotated as RING-H2 finger protein ATL13. NCBI's taxonomy places the organism in Eukaryota, Viridiplantae, Streptophyta, Magnoliopsida, Malvales, Malvaceae. The coding region runs from base 388 to 1866 and encodes 492 amino acids. The record is from RefSeq and is a predicted model, not a curated record. The transcript has a single exon.
UACGCAAUGAGAUCUCAUCUCAUUUAUUUUUCUGCAGUGUUGUGUUGGGUAGAUUUAUUAUUGGUUCCUCUUUUUUGAAAUUCACCUUCUGGCAGUGACACAAAUUUAUAUCUACCCUUACCUUUAAUAUCAUAUUCAAGUCUUCUCCUCUCUCUCUCUCUCUCUCUCUCUCUCUCUCUCUCUCUCGUAGCGAAGCGUCUCUUCCUUUUGACUUGUAGCUUAUAAUGAAGUAAAAUGGAGCCAAUGUUACCCAAAUCCCACAAACUCCCAUGAUACUAUGGUGGGGAUGAUAUUUUUGGUACUCCCAGGUGGAUCCAUGGUAGCAUAUGAUUCAAGUCUAAAGUUUCAGUCUUUGUAAGUUGUGUCCAUCUAUCUCCAGAAACAACAAUGGAGUGGAUUUUCCAUGAAAUAGAGAAAAGGAGCUUGCUUUCUCCAUCAGAGCAGCCAUAUUACCUCCCUCAAUCACCAAUACCAUUACUUCCUCCACCACAAAAUUUGCAGUCUGAUAGCUUCAAUUUGAACAACAAGGUUAGUCCAAGUAUAUUACUCAUCAUUAUAAUCCUAGCUAUCAUUUUCUUUGUUUCGGGUUUGCUUCACCUUUUAGUUAGAUUUCUUAUGAGACCUCCCAAUAGAGAGCCUGAAGAUAUAGACAAUGUGACUGCUCUUCAAGGGCAGUUGCAACAACUAUUCCAUCUCCAUGAUGCUGGUGUCGACCAAUCUUUUAUAGAUACUCUCCCUGUAUUCCACUACAAAUCCAUCAUAGGAGUAAAAAACCCAUUUGAUUGUGCUGUUUGCUUGUGUGAAUUCGAGCCUGAAGACAAGCUUAGAUUGCUACCAAAAUGCAGCCAUGCCUUCCACAUGGAGUGUAUUGACACUUGGCUUUUGUCUCAUUCCACAUGCCCUCUCUGUAGAGCUAGCUUACUCCCUGAUUUCUCUCCAAAUGAUAGCUGCUCCCCCAUUGUUCUUGUUCUUGAAUCUGGGAGUGAGAGCUCAAGAGAGAUUGUAACCGAUAGAGAAGGAGUUGUGGGCAGAAGCAGUUCACUUGUGAGAUCAAGUUCCCACCUAGGACUUUCUGGAGACACUGAAUUGGGGUCAUCCCAGCGUAAAUCAUGUGAAAUCCUGGAAAAAGAUGAAGUCAACCCAACAGUAGUGCAGUCUGGGGAAAAAGUUGUGCCUGUUAGGCUGGGAAAGUUUAGGAACGUUGAUGGCGGUGAAGGUAGCAGUAACAAUAACGUGGAUGAUAGAAGGUGUUUCUCUAUGGGUUCCUUCGCUUAUGUAAUGGAUGAGAAUUCUUUAUUGCAAGUGCCGAUAAGAACUCCAGCGAAGAAACCGUCGAGCAAGAAGAAGACUUGUUUGCCAUUGACUCCUGGUCACCGCCCAGCAAUUUCUGAAUGUGAUUGUGAAUCAAGAAGAGGGUUCAAUGGUUUUGAGAUCACGAGGCAGUUUGAAACCAAUGGGAGUUCUAGCACCAGUGACAACAAUGGCAAAGCCAUCGGUAAGAACAACAAAGAAAGCUUCUCAAUAUCCAAAAUCUGGCUUCGGGGGAAGAAGGAGAAGCAGAAUUUUACAGAGGAUUCGUCGAGGAGGGCCUUCUCAUUCCGAUUUCCGGUGCGCCAGAAUGCUGCUGCAGAUGACUGUAAUUCGAAGGUGAAGAAUGUUACCGAUGAUGCCAAGGAUACUAUUUCUGAGAUAGACUCUAGCAGGUGGGGAAAUGGUGUCAGUGAAUUAGGUUUCGACGAGGAAAACCAAAGCUCCUAUAGCUUAGAUUCACAAGCUAUAACACCAUCUUUUGCUAGGAGGACUCUGCUUUGGCUGGCUGGGAGACAAAACAAGGUUGUUCACUCAUCCUUUACACCAAAACUCUAGUUUGUUUUUUCCUUUUACAUUCUUUUCCUAGAGAACUUAGAUGAUCUUGUAGCAGGAAAAAAGGAAGAGAAAAAAGAAAAAGGUUAUAUUAUAAGAAAUCUUGGCCCAAAUCUUUCAUUCA